Messenger RNA from Equus quagga, 2290 nucleotides. RefSeq names its product DnaJ heat shock protein family (Hsp40) member C18 (gene DNAJC18). The record is from RefSeq and is a predicted model, not a curated record. Gene Ontology annotation, biological process: cellular response to misfolded protein. Gene Ontology annotation, molecular function: Hsp70 protein binding. Gene Ontology annotation, cellular component: endoplasmic reticulum membrane. The coding region runs from base 98 to 1174 and encodes 358 amino acids. The transcript has 8 exons. Lineage: Eukaryota; Metazoa; Chordata; Mammalia; Perissodactyla; Equidae.
GGACUACAGUGACCAGCAUGCCCUGCGUUUCUUGCCCCCUUCCCUUUCAGCCUCCAUCGUUCGGGAGGCUCUGCAGACCAGCUGAUUGGGAACCGAUAUGGCAGCGACUCUGGGCAGCGGGGAGCGCUGGACAGAAGCUUACAUUGAUGCAAUUAGAAGAAACAAGUACCCAGAAGACAGACCUCCUGAAAGUCAUCAUCCUUGUGGUUGCUGUAACUGCAUGAAGGCACAAAAGGAAAAGAAGUCUGAGAAUGAGUGGAAUCAGACCCGGCAGGGUGAGGGGAGCACCACUUAUACUGAGGAGCAGCUGCUUGGAGUACAAAGGAUCAAGAAAUGCAGAAAUUACUAUGAAAUUCUGGGAGUUUCGCGAAAUGCCAGUGAUGAGGAGCUUAAGAAAGCUUACCGAAAACUUGCCCUGAAAUUUCACCCCGACAAGAACUGUGCUCCUGGAGCAACAGAUGCCUUCAAAGCAAUAGGAAAUGCCUUUGCAGUCCUGAGCAAUCCUGAUAAGAGACUCCGCUAUGAUGAAUAUGGAGAUGAACAGGUGACUUUCACUGCCCCUCGAGCCAGACCUCAUAGUUAUUACAGAGACUUCGAAGCUGACAUCACUCCAGAAGAGCUAUUCAACGUCUUCUUUGGAGGACAUUUUCCUACAGGAAAUAUUCAUAUGUUUUCAAACGUGACAGAUGACACCCACUAUUACCACCGGCGGCACCGACACGAGAGGAUGCAGACACAGAAGGAAGAGGAGGAAGAUAAACCUCAGACUACGUAUUCUGCAUUCAUUCAGUUACUUCCAGUUCUGGUGAUUGUGAUUAUAUCUGUCAUUACUCAGCUGCUAGCUUCUAAUCCCCCAUAUAGUCUAUUCUAUAAAUCGACCUUGGGCUAUACCAUUUCUAGAGAAACCCAGAACCUGCAGGUGCCUUACUUUGUGGAUAAAAACUUUGACAAGGCCUACAGGGGAGCAUCUCUGCGUGACCUGGAGAAGACGAUAGAGAAGGAUUACAUUGAUUACAUCCAGACGAGUUGUUGGAAGGAGAAACAACAAAAGUCGGAGUUGACAAAUUUGGCAGGAUUAUACAGAGAUGAACGAUUGAGACAGAAAGCAGAGUCGCUGAAACUUGAAAACUGUGAAAAACUUUCCAAACUUAUUGGCCUGCGCAGAGGUGGCUGAGAGGAUGAUAGUCCGGCGCAGGGUUGGGGUUUUGCUACUUGUUACUAUUUAUGUUCCUAAUUCCAUUUUAUAAUACAAAAUUAGGAAAUUAUUAACAUUUUACAAUUUGCUAAUGUUGUUUGGUGGGCAGAGUUGUAGGCGCUAGAGCAUGGAGCCAGACUUGUCAUCAGAGAAUCCUUCCUAGGGAUUGGCUCCAAGGGCCAGGAACAGUUCAUCUAAAUUGAAUUAAUGGCAAAGCAUUUGAUUCAGCGCCCCCUGUUCCUUGCCCACCCUGCCUCUAGGAAUGUAGUUCAGGGCAUCCCAGAGCAGAUUCAUGUUUUCUUCCUUCUUCCCUUCUUCAGGAAUGUUUCAAUACCCAGUCAUUCCUAGGCAUAGCCAAAGCAGCUUAAUAUUAGUUGUUUACAAUGUGCAGCAAGAAUUAUACCUCUCCCUUAUUAGAGUCCUCAUCUCCCCUAGAAUCCAGCCUUUGAAACCUGCUCCUACGCAGCUUUCCAUUUUCUAAGGGGAAGAUGGAGAAAUGUAAACUGUUGUAGUCAGUAGUUUUCUAUUUGCCUAAUCUCUAUUCAGAGUUACUAGCACUAGCACACAGCCUGUUUUGAGUUUCUUUUACUUCCUUAACCCUCUCUCUUAUAAAAGGUCCAGAAAUUAAAAGCUAUUGAGUGAAACAGUUCAAUGGACAACUCAACAGCAGGAAGCAGGGGCCAGGGGUGAAGAUGAAAUGCAAGACUGAACCUCAGUACAGGUUCCCCUGUCCAUCAUAGAUACCAGAGAAUGUCCUUUUUGUCAUUUCCCCUUGCCGCAUCACACUUAAGCUGAGUCCCUACACCCCACAGAGGUACAGUGGUCAGACCUACAAGGAGGCAUUGCCAGCCAACCAGGCUGUUUGCUCAAGCCUAGGGAUAGAAGGGAAAGACUCUUUACAUGGCUAUGGGGGUCUGGCGUUGGCCCCAGCAGUCACUUUGUCUAACCCAGUGCCCUGUAGUUUGUGAUAUGAGAUGCUUUUUCACAUAGUCAACAUUUAUUGAGUGCCUAGUAUGAAGCAGGGAUUCUCACAUAUAUUUUCUUUUCUUUUUUUUUUUUAAAGAUUGGCACCUGAGCUAACAACUGUUGCCAAUC